CUCAAAGCAAAUAGAAAAUAAAAUGAAAAAGGUAUUGAUCGGCUGAAAACAUCCUAAUAGUCAUAGUCGUCGGUAGACCGCUGGUCCGAUUUUGAAAAUUAAUUCCACCUUUUCCCCCUUCCGAGUUCCGAUACCCUAAACAGAAGAUUUUUAUAUGUGUCGUCCCAUAUCUUUGGUUUGAUCGCCAUACGUGCUGCCAAGGAGUUAUGUCUCUUGCACAACCUUAUAGACCAAAAAGUCAUCACUUUUACAGUGGUGGAAAGUCCAACAGGAACAUGAGCGUCAGAGCAACAGCUGCUGCGAACUACAGCGGGAGAUAUGAUAACCACCUAUAUGAUUCAAAUUUUUACGCAAAGAAUCCUGACCCCUACACUGAAUUCUCCACAAGCUCAAUGCAGUGUGGACCUAGUUAUGAAGGCGUCUGGCCUGAAGCUGUACCUCCUUCAAAAAGAAGAAAGUUUUCAGACUUCUCUUGUGAAAGCACUCGGAGACCCUAUCAGCAACUACUCUAUUGUGGACGUGGCCUUCAAAAUCAUGCUGUUCUUCGGCAACGGGUACCUCAUCAGUUCUCCAGAUAUUUCUGCCACAGCUCUGUAGUCCAUGACAGCAGUUCGGCUUUUAUUGGUGCAAGUGAUUCCAGUACUUAUGCUUCAGCUCCCUCCAAACGCAAUCGAUUGGAAUUUGAGGAUGAUGAAGUGGUUUUUAUGUCAAGGGACGAGAUAGAGAGGUGCUCUCCUUCAAGAAAAGAUGGCAUUGAUGUGCUGCAUGAGACGCGUCUCAGAUACUCGUAUUGUGCAUUCCUUCAGAAUCUCGGGAUCUGGCUUGAUCUACCUCAGACAACUAUUGGGACUGCAAUGGUUCUGUGCCAUCGCUUUUUUGUUCGUCGAUCGCACGCGUCUCAAGACAGAUUUUUAAUAGCUACUGCCACACUUUUUCUUGCCUCGAAGUCAGAGGAGACACCACGCGCACUUAAUGAUGUACUAAAGGUGUCUUCUGAAAUUCUUCAUGGUCAGGAGUUUGCUACUCUCUCAUUCAUGCUGCCUCUUGAUUGGUUCGAGCAAUAUCGGGAGCGGAUACUGGAGGCUGAGCAAUUGAUUUUGACAACUUUAAAUUUUGAGCUAGGUGUGCAGCAUCCCUAUGAAUCAUUGACAUCCACUCUUCAAAAGUUAGGUUUUCCGCAUUCUGGAUUUGUGAACCUGGCAUUGAGCUUGAUCAGUGAAGGGCUUAGGAGCUCACUUUGGCUCCAAUUCAAACCUCACCAGAUAGCUGCUGGUGCUGCUUACCUCGCUUCCAAAUAUUUAAAUUUGAAUCUUUCUUCAUCUGACAAUGUUUGGAAGGAGUUUUAUACGCCACCAUCUGUACUAAGGGAUGUUGCGCAUCAACUGAUGGAACUAUAUUGAAAUAUCUAAUAGUUAUGACUUAUGAUCAACCUCCCAUGCUCUCGGCCUCCCGAGUCCUGUUCAAUAUUCACGUGAUUUGCGGAGUUAUGGUAUUCUUCUUUUCUAAAGAUGUUACAGUGUAAUCGUGGAUCUUGUGUUGUAUGUUUUCGAAAUGGUGUUAAUUUUGAUACUAUAGCAAGAAAACACCUUGAAUUUCUGUUCAUUCUUGAUUUACUUUGGUAACACAUGCUUGUAAUCGUGGAUGGAUCUAUAGUGAUAUUCCUUUUGUCUUCAUUUUCUUUUGUUCAUGGACAAAUUGUGGAGGUCAGAAAGUAAGAAUAACAAUUCUAGCUCUUUUUUUACAAUUAUGCAAUUUCCAGUGGUGG
Striga asiatica is the source of this 1765-nucleotide messenger RNA. Lineage: Eukaryota; Viridiplantae; Streptophyta; Magnoliopsida; Lamiales; Orobanchaceae. The record is from the annotation of a GenBank genome assembly.